GCUGUUAGUGAAAUCACAUAUAGCAAACCCUUUGCCAUGCAACAUUUGUGUCCAAUUUCUUUCAAUGAGUGUUGUGUUGUGUUCUCUUCUAUGUGACUUGCCCUGCUUUGUUUUCUUCACUAGUCUUUUUACCCAAUUCUCAGUUUUCACUCUUCACAAUGAGGCUAGACCAAAGCUAGCCGCCACAAUUCCCUCACAUGAUUUAGUUACCCUCUCAUGCUGAUUCUCAGUGCUGACCCUUUAUUCCAAUUUACAAGAAAAAUUCAACCAACAACAAAUCAUCAUUAAUGCAAUUUUUUAUAUGCACUGCAAGUUGAGCUUCCAAACAAAAACAAUCACUCUUCAUGAAACAUGGAAAAGUUUUUUCAUUGUUUCACGGACUAGUUUAAGCUCCACAACUUGCUGAUCAAAACUACACAGAGAUUCCCUCCCAUGUUAUUUUCCACUUUGUGCCAAAACCAACUACAUAUAACCUGGUCUUACUUCUUUCACUCAAAUCAACCAUCACGGGUUGCUACAAAACAAUGUGUUAUUAUUAUUAACAUUUUGUUAAUUUAUGCAACUUUUCAUUUUCAGCGCCUUCUAAGAUAGUACAUAUAGCUGAGUUAGAUUCAUAACAAGCAGAAACACCCCUUUUGCUUCUUUUCUUUGUGCUAUAGUCUUAAGGGUCACAAUGCUCUGUUCUGAAAACAGAGCACCCAAAUGCUCUGUUUUGCUCUGCCUCUUGACACUAUUUACCACCAUUUUGUUGAGUUGUGGCCUGGUUUGGGGUCAAACAACACCCAAUUUCGCCUGCGAUGUUGCGAAGAACCCGGCAUUGUCGGGGUACGGGUUCUGCAACAGGUCAUUGCCGGUGAAUGCGAGGGUGGCGGACCUUGUGGGGAGGUUGACAUUGCAGGAGAAGAUAGGGAACUUGGUGAGUGGCGCGGCUAUUGUGAGCAGGCUUGGGAUUCCAAAGUAUGAGUGGUGGUCUGAGGCGCUUCAUGGAGUGUCGAAUAUCGGUCCCGGGACGCGGUUUUCCAAUGUGGUUCCCAGAGCAGCCAGUUUUCCUAUGCCUAUCCUCACUGCAGCUUCUUUCAACACUUCAUUGUUUCAAGCCAUUGGAAAGGUAGUUUCAACAGAAGCCAGAGCAAUGUACAAUGUAGGUUUGGCUGGUUUGACAUAUUGGUCACCAAACAUUAACAUAUUCAGGGAUCCAAGAUGGGGAAGAGGUCAAGAAACACCAGGGGAAGACCCUGUGCUUGCAAGCAAAUAUGCAGCGGGGUAUGUGAAAGGUCUGCAACAGACUGAUCAUGGGGACCACAACAAGCUCAAAGUUGCUGCCUGUUGCAAACACUAUACAGCAUAUGAUAUAGAUAACUGGAAGGGUGUUGAGCGUUACAGAUUCAAUGCUGUGGUGACACAACAAGAUUUGGAUGAUACAUACCAACCACCAUUUAAGAGUUGUGUGAUUGAUGGAAAUGUUGCCAGUGUGAUGUGUUCCUACAACCAGGUUAAUGGAAAGCCUACCUGUGCUGAUCCUGACCUCCUGAAGGGUGUUAUCAGAGGCCAAUGGAAGUUAAAUGGAUAUAUAGUUUCUGACUGUGACUCAGUAGAAGUGCUUUACAAUGCUCAGCAUUACACCAAGACUCCUGAAGAAGCUGCAGCCAUAUCCAUUCUUUCAGGGCUGGACUUGAAUUGUGGUAGUUUUCUUGGCAAACAUACAGAAGAUGCAGUCAAGCAAGGGCUUGUACAUGAAGCAGACAUUAGCUAUGCCGUCUCCAACAAUUUUGCCACCUUGAUGCGUCUCGGAUUCUUUGACGGCGAUCCGAGGAAGCAACCUUAUGGAAAACUUGGUCCGAAAGAUGUCUGCACUUCAGCAAACCAGGAGCUCGCCCGUGAAGCUGCAAGACAAGGAAUUGUGUUGCUUAAGAACAGACCAGGAUCACUGCCUCUUAAUGCCAAAGCCAUUAAAUCAUUGGCAGUUAUUGGCCCCAAUGCUAAUGCUACAAGGGUAAUGAUUGGAAACUAUGAAGGCAUUCCAUGCAAGUAUAUUUCACCCUUACAAGGUCUAACAGCAUUGGUUCCUACAACCUAUGCUGCUGGCUGUCUUGAUGUGCACUGUACCAAUCCAGUACUAGAUGAUCCCAAAAGGAUUGCAGCCUCUGCUGAUGCAACUGUGAUUGUGGUGGGUGCAAAUCUAGCAAUAGAGGCAGAGAGUCUUGAUAGAGUCAACAUUCUUCUUCCAGGACAGCAGCAACAUCUAGUCACUGAAGUUGCAAAUGCAGCAAAGGGACCUGUUAUUCUUGCCAUAAUGUCAGGAGGAUGCAUGGAUGUGUCUUUUGCCAAAACCAAUGAUAAAAUCACAAGUAUAUUAUGGGUUGGGUACCCUGGAGAAGCUGGUGGAGCUGCCAUAGCUGAUGUGAUCUUUGGUUUCCAUAAUCCAAGUGGAAGGCUUCCCAUGACAUGGUAUCCACAAUCCUAUGUAGACAAGGUACCAAUGACCAACAUGAACAUGAGGCCUGAUCCAACCACAGGCUACCCUGGCAGAACAUACAGAUUUUACAAAGGGGAAACUGUUUUUUCAUUUGGAGAUGGAUUAAGCUACUCCACUAUUGAGCAUAAGUUAGUUAAAGCACCACAGUUGGUUUCUAUUCCCCUAGCUGAGGAUCAUGUGUGCCAUUCCUUAAAAUGCAAGUCACUUGAUGUUGCUGGUGAGCAUUGUGAAAACUUGGAGUUUGAGAUUCACCUCAGCAUCAAGAACAAGGGGAGAAUGAGCAGUGAUCACACUGUGUUCUUGUUCUCUUCUCCUCCUGCAGUGCACAAUGCACCUCAUAAACACUUAGUGGGAUUUGAGAAAGUUCACUUGGAAGGAAAUACAGAAGCAUUGGUUAAGUUCAAGGUGGAUGUUUGUAAAGAUUUGAGUGUGGUUGAUGAACUUGGCAACAGAAAAGUUGCAUUAGGACAGCAUUUGCUUCAUGUGGGUGACUUGAAGCAUGCUUUGGGUGUGAUGAUUUGAAUCAAGCCUUCAAAUCAUUUGCACUGAGUCUUUUUUCACACCUCACUGGUUUCCUUAUAAAAAAUUUAAGGUGAACCAGGAAUAAGGUUUGAGGUAAUUCUGUUAUUGAAACAAAUUUCUCUGACUUUGUUUUUAUUCAAACAAAAAAUUGAAAUCAAAAUCAAGUUAAGUAAA
This is a messenger RNA of Lotus japonicus, 3172 nucleotides long. RefSeq names its product beta-xylosidase/alpha-L-arabinofuranosidase 2. Bases 674 to 2998 code for a protein of 774 amino acids. The record is from RefSeq and is a predicted model, not a curated record. Gene Ontology annotation, molecular function: xylan 1,4-beta-xylosidase activity; alpha-L-arabinofuranosidase activity. The transcript has 7 exons. Gene Ontology annotation, cellular component: plant-type cell wall. Lineage: Eukaryota; Viridiplantae; Streptophyta; Magnoliopsida; Fabales; Fabaceae. Gene Ontology annotation, biological process: arabinan catabolic process; xylan catabolic process.